Xenopus laevis (African clawed frog) is the source of this 2173-nucleotide messenger RNA. Its product is annotated as NACHT, LRR and PYD domains-containing protein 1a-like. Lineage: Eukaryota; Metazoa; Chordata; Amphibia; Anura; Pipidae. The transcript is spliced from 9 exons. The coding region runs from base 11 to 2137 and encodes 708 amino acids. The record is from RefSeq and is a predicted model, not a curated record.
GUAAAGUGCAAUGAGUCUGGAGGAGCCGGUGCAAGAGACACGGGGAAGAUCAGGCAGGAGCAGGAAGAUGAAUAAGAAGCCGGGUAGUGUCCGCCCUCCCUCUGUACAAAGCAAGUCGUAUACAUUUUGGGAUCUAGACAUUUCAAGGGAGGAUAAGAUGGAAUUAUCUUUAGUUCCCAACCCGCCCCGAGCAAAGAGAAAAGUGACAGGAACAAUCAGCAAUAAGAUCAGACACCGACCAAAACAUAGGGAUAAGCGCAAUAUUACCAUCAGGUACCGGAGCUUCUCCAAAAGUUAUUUCCUCUUGUCCCUUUCAUUAUCCCGGGCAGGAUUCUACUAUGUGGGGCCUGGGGACCGGGUGCGAUGCUUCUCCUGUGGGGGAGAGUUGGACAACUGGGAGGACUGGGAUGUGCCCCUCACCCGACAUCGACUCUCCUAUCCCAACUGCCACUAUGUGCGGGAGCUGCACGGAGCCACAUCCUGGAUAUUGAGAGAUGAGGACAACAGGUUAGAGACUUACCGGGGGCACAGUCACCAUUUCCCAAAUAACAACCAGCAAUGUUUGUCCCAGGCAGGAUUCUACUAUGUGGGGCCUGGGGACCGGGUGCGGUGCUUCUCCUGUGGGGGAGAGUUGGACAACUGGCAGCCUGGGGAUGAGCCCCUCACCCGACACCAACAAUCCUACCCUGACUGUCCCUAUGUGAGCAAGUGGGGAGCCAAGACACAAGCUAUCUCUCUAUCUAAUAAACAUCCUGAUACUGACUCAAAUAAAUGUCUGAGUUAUGGGAAUAAGUCUCCAUCGCUCCAUGCGAAGAAGAAGAGAAGACUCCGUCCAACUGUUCCCAGCAGCUCUCUGACCCAUUGUGACAAGUCUGACCCCACAGCUCAGGAUACAGGAUUUUCUCAGACCAUUAAAAUGGAAUCUAAAGAGCAAGAACAGAGCACCAGUGCCCGGCCCAGUGGAUAUGUGAUGGAUUGUGAGCUGUGUGGAAAGAUUUCUAAAACUGAGCAAGUCAGGCCAAAGAUACAUGGAAAUAAAUACAGAUUAGAGCUGCCAUGCAAGGGUCUCUUCCGCUGUUCAGAAACAGGAAUCCAGUUUCGUGUGAAAUCACAACUUGCUAUUGAAUAUGAACUUCUUUCCUGGAGUGAUUAUUUGGAAACAAUGAAGCAAUAUGAUAUUGUUGGGCCCCUCUUUAACAUCUCCAUAACAUCAGAACCUGGCUUGGUAUCAGAGGUCUAUCUGCCCCACUAUGUGUGUCUGAAAGGUGGAAAUGUGGAUGCUAUGGAAAUGAAAAUCGCUCAUUAUAAAGAUGACAAUAUGAUUUUGGAGUCGCCAACCAGAGUUGAGCCCUAUUAUGCUGUACUGGAAAAUCCCACCUUCUCUGCAACUGGAGCUGUUCUGUUAUGGCUUUUACCUAAUAUCUUCCGAAGAAACAUCCCAAUUCAUGGAAUUGUCCAGUUGUAUUACAGACACAUUAGAGGUUAUACCUUUCACCUCUACUUAAUGCCACAAGACCUGUCUCUAAGGAAGGAGGUGGAGGACAAGGAGACUACAGAUCAUUUUUAUCGAAUUAACAAACCCCCGCUGGCAUGUAAUGUGUACACUACAAACAGAUAUACUGUGACAGGACCGGCUGCAGCAGAAAUAAAUCCACCGGACAUUGAACUCCGCAAUGAUAGGACGGCUGUCUUGGACAAUUACAGUGAAAUCUAUCUAUCAGAAGUGAAAGACGGAGUUACCUUACGUCUGAUAUUGAGACGAGAAAGGGAAGCCACAAAUGAAACAGAAGAAUUUAUAUGGGAAGCUGUGCUAAGGGAAGAUGACGUCAGGCAGACAGAGCAGAAUGUUUGCGAUAUGGAGCACAUUGUUGAUAAGCACCGAUCCCAACUGAUUAGAAGGGUGUCACACAUUGAUCCAGUCCUGGAUGAUCUCCUGCAGGAUGGGAUCUUGACACAGGAACAAUAUGAUACUGUGCGCCAGCAUAGAAUUUCCCAGGAGAAGAUGAGGAAACUCUAUGAGUAUAUCAAUUCCUGGGGGAAUUCUGACAAGGAGAAGUUCUAUAAAUCCUUAGCGGAACACAAUGGGUCACUCAUCAGAGGUAUUAAAGGACCAGUAACAUCAAAAAAUAAUUUUUGAAAAUUCGUUAGCAUAAAUAGUAAAAAAAAGCUAAGA